Molecule: messenger RNA, 1606 nt
Organism: Zeugodacus cucurbitae (melon fly)
Lineage: Eukaryota; Metazoa; Arthropoda; Insecta; Diptera; Tephritidae
Product: N-acetylglucosamine-6-phosphate deacetylase
Exons: 6
Coding region: 221-1465 (414 amino acids)
Biological process (GO): N-acetylglucosamine catabolic process
Molecular function (GO): N-acetylglucosamine-6-phosphate deacetylase activity
Source: RefSeq, a predicted model, not a curated record
CCGCUGCUCCACAGUUGGAGUGUUUUCAAGCGAUUUUUUGCGUUUGUUUGAUGAACGCUACGGCAUAUAAAGCGAGCAUGUAGUGCGUCAGUGGAGGUCGCUUUGAAUUGUAGCGUUUUGCAUUGUACACUUUUUUCGUUUCAAUUCAGUUGAUUAACUUUACACAUUACUUUUCGGACGUAGUCAGUUUGGAAUUUCCAAACUGAAGAAAUUUUGAUAAAUGUCACAAAAUGAACUGUUGCAAUUCGUUAAUUGUCGUUUGGUACGCAAUCAUCAGCUGGUGAAGGAGGAUCUUUGGGUGCGCAAUGGCAAAAUUAUUAAUCCAGAACCAGUGUUCUUCGAUGAGAAGCAGCAGGCGCAUAGGCAAAUUGACUGCGGAAACUCAAUUAUUGCUCCUGGCUACAUUGAACUGCAAAUCAAUGGUGGAUAUGGCGUUGAUUUCUCACAUGAUGUAGACACAGUCGCCGAAGGUAUUGAGAAGGUCGCGACAGAGCUAAUCACAAAUGGUAUUACGUCAUUUUGUCCCACAAUUGUCACAUCUCCGCCGGAAACUUACCGCAAAAUCGUGCCACAAGUAAGCGGCAAGACAAAAGGCGCACAAGUUUUGGGUCUGCAUUUAGAAGGACCCUUUAUUAGUCCGCAAAAGAAGGGCGCACAUCCAGAACACUGCAUAAAAGACAUCGAUAAGGGAAUGGACACUUUGGUGGACACUUACAGCAAUUUGAGCAAUGUCAAAAUAAUAACAUUAGCACCGGAAAAAGAUCCGGAGGGUACUGUGACAAAAGCUCUAACCAAAAUGGGUGUAACGGUGGCGCUGGGACAUUCCGUAGCGAAUUUGUCGCAAGGUGAAGUGGGCGUACAAAGUGGCGCACGCUUAAUAACACAUCUAUUCAAUGCCAUGCUUCCAUUCCAUCACCGCGACCCGGGACUCGUCGGCCUGCUGGCAUCCAAUAAUAUACCAACUGGGCAGCAGAUUUAUUAUGGCAUUAUCGCUGAUGGUGUACACACACAUCCGGCUGCGUUACGCAUAGCACACCGCACACAUCCGAAUGGUCUCAUAUUGGUCUCUGAUGCCAUAGCAGCAUUAGGUCUAGGUGACGGUAAACAUCACCUGGGUCAACUACAGCUCGAAGUACGUGAAGGCAAAGCCUACAUUGCUGGCACGGAUACGUUGUGUGGCAGUAUAGCGCCGCUGGAUACGUGCGUACGCAUCUUCAAAAAGGCCACAAACUGUUCAACUGUAUAUGCUAUAGAAUGCGCUACACUACAUCCGGCCAGCUGUUUAAAAAUGACGGAAACUAAAGGCACUUUAAAUUUUGGCGCUGACGCCGAUUUUAUUCUUUUGACAGAUGACUUAUUCGUGAAAUCAACAUGGAUUAGCGGGAAAUGUGUGUACCGUUGUACAGUCGAGGAAUUAACUGAACUUAGAGCCAGACCUAUUGAACAAUUAUGUGAAUGCAUUUAAACUGACUUUAUAACGUAUACUAACGUAUUAAAACUACGUAAUUAGAAACAAAAAUAUUUUAAUAUGUAUUUUCAAAAUAGAUUAUAAAAUUUCAAAUUAUAAAAUAAAAAAUUUAUUUUAAAAAUAGGUUUUUAAAAUUCA